Molecule: messenger RNA, 1937 nt
Organism: Mya arenaria
Lineage: Eukaryota; Metazoa; Mollusca; Bivalvia; Myida; Myidae
Exons: 13
Coding region: 107-1933 (608 amino acids)
Source: RefSeq, a predicted model, not a curated record
CGUGCGGCAACAACGUAAACAAUCUCAAAUAAUUAGCUAAAAAAUACUUUUCCUUUACUUUUUCCAAUUGAAAAUGGCAUCAUUAAACAAGCAAUCCCCAUGAAAGAUGUCUCUUUCAGCCAAUGAGAGGAAACAUGUCUGGCAGGACCACAGUGACUCGUUGACUCGAAUUAAAACCCAACUGAGUGACCACCAGUCCCCUACUAAAGUCAGAUCUCCUAUCCGCAGCCCUGCCGGUAGACAGGAGCAUGCCCCAUAUGGCAAAUACAGACAGUCCACUCCACCUUAUUUACCCAGGUUGGAGACCCCUCCAGAUGAAAGGCGGAAAGCUUCCAACUUGCGAGGCAACCGAUAUGAAAUAGUCCCUCCUCUUCGAGAGUCAAAAAGACAGCAAGAUUCAAGAAGCACAGACUAUGACAGUUGGGGCGAGGAAAGUGAUGAGGAACCAGACGCAGACCCUGGGGCCUAUAUGCCCCAACCAUUCCAAUAUGGCCCACCCCCAGUUGUAUGGGGGGCCCCCUUUCCCAUGUUCUACCCUCCCCCACCCCCUCCAGCACAUCAACCAGGGGGUAAGCGGAGAAGAGGGAAUGAAAAUGACGACCCUCGUGGUAGGAAUGAUAGAUACAAAAGUAACUCAUAUGGUGCAUCUAGACAACCAAAGUCGGACAGAUAUGAAGAUGUGAGCCGGUCUGUGCCAUCCAAAGCAAAGAAAAAAUCAAAACCAAACAGGGUGCAUUUUAGUCAGCCCACCCCUGCUCCCAAUGGUUACUAUGGCUAUCCAAUGCCAGGUUAUAUGCCAUAUCCGUAUUAUCCACAACCUGGGGAAGAUCCAUAUGGCAGACAGAAAGAUACCAAGUAUAAAUAUAUCCAGCCCCGUGACACGCCCAACUCACAGAAUGACACACACGGAGAUAUGAUGAGCCGGUUCCGGGAUCAGCCUGACCGUGUGUUAGAAUAUUACAUGAAAGACCACCCGUUGUUCUCUGAAAACUUUGUAAACUGGUUUGUUAACCGAUGUCUUGAUGAUAUUAUUCCGGACGUUCUUAUGGAUGCCUUGAAUGAGAUUGGACAAGGGCCUGGUGCAGUUGAGAACUUGGCACUACGUAUUCGUGAUGAUAUUAUGGGAGAUGAGUUGCCGGGGCAAAUGCAUGACAUCGUCCGGGCAACGCUAAAUGAGAUGGUUGAUGAACAUCCGCGGUAUGCCAAAAAGAUAAGGCAUAUGCUGUAUUCCCAAUCAGGAGAUCCUCUGGAGAGUUUUCUUACCCGUCUUCUUAAUGAUGCUGUGCACGAGGCGGCGGGCGAUAUCGUCAAGGAAACAGUUCGAGAGAUGGCAAGGGAUUACGUCGAUGACAAACAUUUUGCCAUUGUCUAUGAUGAUUUAUUGGAUGAUUAUUUGGAUGAAGUUGGGACAAGUAUUGUGCAAGAUACAAUGUAUGAAAUCAUGUACGAGGACUUCAUCCGUGAUGAGGUAAUAGAGGCGGAGUUAGAGGAACUUCUGCCAGAGAUUGCUGCUGAGGUGCUUACACACUAUGACACCAAGGUCAUGAGGCGAGAACUCAAAGAGGUAUCUAGUCACGCUGGAGACAAACUGAUAGAGUCUAUAAUGUUGGACUAUAUCAUGCAACUGGUUGCUAGACAGGGAAAAGUCUGGACAGAGAGUGAUCAUGCUAGCAAAUACAUGGAUGACAUUGUCAGCACCAUUUUACUGGAAAAACUGUUUGGCACAAUUGUCAAUCGCCGAAAAACUAUCAACAACAAACCUAUUCGGAAGAUUCACCAGAAAGUUGUCACAGAUGUGGCUCUUGAUGUUUGUCUCCAGCAGCUGACGUCGUCUCUGGAUGAGGAUUUACUGGACGUAGAUGAGUACGAACGUGGAGUGAUGGAACCCUACGUGCUACACAAUACACCCAUGGGAAGGAUUUUGACCUCCUGAUGGG